UAUUAUUGAUUUUUCGUCAAUCAAAUAUAACUUUAUUUUGUACAAUAUUAUAAUUAUUAUUAUUCAUUCAAGAUCAACAAUAUACUUUGCUUUUACAAUCAGGAAUAACCUUAUUUUGUUUUGAUUAAUUAUGAUGAUUAUUUAUUCAUGAAUAAAAUUAAAAACUAAUUUAUUUAUUACAGUUAUGGAUUUUAUUGAACCUCCGCUUGAUGAAAAAGACACUGCUGAAGAACAGUUUUCAGCACAAAUAACAUUGAAAAAUAAAUUUGCAGUGAUAUGGAAAUUUAUAUCUCCAUUUAUUAUUGAAAGUCGUGAUGAACUUAACAAAACGGUUGGCGACUCAAUGCAUUGGAGAAAAAUUGGUAACAAAGAAUACACUACUUCAACUUCUCAAGAUUAUUUACGCAAAUCAAUUGAAGCAUAUACCAAGAGUAUUGCAUUUGCACCACUUGGGUCCAACGAAUUGUCAUUGGCUUAUGCAAAUCGUUCAGCUGUAUUGUUCAAGGCAAGACUCUAUGAAGAUUGUUUACUUGACAUUGAACGUUCAUUAAAAUCAGGCUAUCCAGGUGAAUUGAAAACAGCAUUAUUUUUACGUCAAUCAUUGUGUUUCAAGGCCUUGAAAUCAAACUCAGACCUUGAAGCAAGUAUUUCCAUGGUUCAUGCAAUACGCUGGCUUCCUGACUUGAAAAAUUAUAAUCCAGCAUACGACAUUACCAAAGAGUAUCCAAAAAUGAUCAAUGAAAUUAAAGAACCACGUGAAAUUAUUAAAUUUAUACCAGAAAUACAAACUGAUAAUGCAAUAAUAGUUGGUGCAUCUGAUGCAAUUGAAUUGAAAAAAACAAAUGAUAAUAAUCAACAUAUUGUUGCAACAAGAGACAUCAAAUCUGGUGAAUUCAUUUACAUUUGUGAGCCACUUGCAGCAACUCCUAGUAAUGAAUUACGUUUUACUAGUUGCUGGCAUUGUUGUCGCCAAACGUGGGCUGGUGUACCAUGUAAUGAUUGUCCAAACAUUAUAUAUUGUUCUGACAUAUGUAAAAGAAAAGCAUGGGACAGUUAUCAUAAUCUUGAAUGUGUUGUAUUAAAACAAUUUGUUAAAUCUGAAAAAAUGGAUACACAACAAUUUUUAACAGUCAAACUUUUUUGUCAGGCACUAAACUCAGCUGGUGGUUUGCUUGAAUUAAAAAAACAAAUUGACAACAUUGACUCAAUGAAUAAUGAAGAAUUUAUUUCAACUAAUGGUAUUUUUGAUGGUAAUACCAUUGAUAAUUUUCAUCGUCUUGAUUAUUCGAUGCCAACAUUGAAGGGAGAUAAUUUUGAGUCUUUGGCAUUAUUUCCAGCAUGGAUUGUAUCAAUUUUGUGUCAAAAAACUUAUAUAGUUGGUAAAAAAAUGACAGUAAAUGAAUUGAUCAACGAGGAAAAUAAAAACAUAUUUAUUUUGGGAGAGAUAUUAUUGCGUUAUAUGAUGAUUGUACAUCACAAUGGUCUACCGUUGAUAGUAACAGAACCUGAUAGUACUCUUGUAUGGUCAAAUGUCAUGGUACCAUUAUGCAAGACAUUCAAGAGAAAUCUUGAUCCAAAUGUCGACUGGACUCAUGCGGAUUCAAAAGUUGGAUUCUACACUUGCAAGCCAAUUAAGCAAGGAGAAGAGAUACUUAUAAGUACUUCUGGUCCAUGUUUUAUAACAUCACAAACUGCAAGACAUGUUGCAAGUAUAUAUGGUCGUGUAGCAUGUAAAUGUGUAGGAUGUGAUAAAAAAUUGAUGAUCGUUGAAUACCUUCCAUCUUAUCACGAUGUACCGAUCGGGACUCGAAUCACUCGAGAAUUUGAUUGUAUGAUGCUAAAAUUAAAAGAGUGGGAAUUUGUCAUCGAGCAUGGAGACACCGAAGAUCUAUUAACAAUCAAGAAUGCUUUGAACAACAUAAAUGAUAAAAUUCAUCAAAACAUUUCUGGUCCUUGCUACGAAAUAGCAUGUACAAUUUUAGCGCUUAAAUCGUUGAAUUAUCGUCUACUUACAGUUCUUGAUCCUCGCCAGUAAUUAUUUUUCAACCAAAAAAAUAACAAAAUUCUAUUUCAUAUUUUUUUUACAAUAAUGUUCAUUUUUUUAAUAUAAUCAACAAAAGUAAACGAUUGAAACUAUCAUUACUUGAAUUUUUUUUGGAUUAUAAAA
Molecule: messenger RNA, 2167 nt
Organism: Aphidius gifuensis
Lineage: Eukaryota; Metazoa; Arthropoda; Insecta; Hymenoptera; Braconidae
Product: SET and MYND domain-containing protein 4-like
Exons: 4
Coding region: 185-2035 (616 amino acids)
Molecular function (GO): protein binding
Source: RefSeq, a predicted model, not a curated record